AAAUAAAAAAGGAAAAACAGUAAAACCGCUCUCUGUCUCUGACUCUCUGUGUUGUGUCUUCUCUAUAUCUCUCUCCCCUCCUGUCAGAGAAGAAGAAGUAAAGCAAAUGUCAUAUUAUGAUAGCAAUUUUACGGUAUAGAUGUUGUGAAGAACCUUGGUUUCUGGCAUUGAUGGCUUCUACCUAUGAGCUUUUGCUGUUCUUCAAAACCUUUAAGCAAUGCACUGUGAAUGCCCAUAAUUAAGAAAUUUAGGCUCAAUUAUCAACAUGAAGGGCCAUUCACAAGUAAAAACAAGAGGACCUUCUAGAGUUAACACCCAGCAAGUGAUUUUCGAGCUGAAACGGAAAGUGAUUGUUGCACUUAAUAAGCUUGCUGAUAGAGAUACCUGUCAAAUAGCUGCUGAUGAGCUCACGAAAACAGCUGAAUGUUUAACAGCAGAAGGGAUUGGCCCAUUUUUAUCUUGUAUUCUGGACACAGAUUCGGAGCAAAAGAGUGCAGUUAGGAAGGAAUGUGUUAGAUUGAUGGGUACAUUGGCAACAUUUCAUGAGGGUCUGAUUUGUCCUCAUCUAGCCAAGAUGGUUACCAGCAUUGUUAAGCGGCUUAAAGACCAAGACUCUGUUGUGAGGGAUGCAUGUGUGGAAACAACGGGUAUUUUGGCUUUGAAAUUGGGCAAUAGUGGCAAUGAAAGUGACGAAGCUUUUGUUGCAUUGGUUAAGCCGCUUUUUGAAGCAUUGGGUGAACAAAAUAAGCAGGUGCAGUUGGGUUCAGCAUUGUGCCUGGCAAAGGUCAUUGAUAAUAUCCACUAUCCUCCAGUUUCAAUUUUGCAGCGGAUGUUGACUCGAACAGUGAAGUUGCUUAAAAAUCAGCACUUCAUGGCAAAACCAGCUGUGAUUGAGUUGAAUAGAAGUAUUAUUCAGGCUGGAGGUGCCCCAACGAAAAAUAUUCUAUCCACAGCAAUGUCUAGCAUUCAGGAAGCUCUUAAAAAUAGUGAUUGGUCAACACGCAAAGCUGCUUCUGCUGCAUUAGGUGAGCUUGCUACUAGUGGUGGAGCAUUAUUGGGAUCUUAUAAGGCCUCUUGCAUUCGUUCUCUUGACACAUGUCGUUUUGACAAGGUGAAACCAGUUAGGGACACAGCAUUGCAUGCCCUACAGUACUGGAGAAGUCUUCCAGGGUCUGAUACUCCUGAUCCUUCGGAAGCUGGAUCUUCUAUAAGAGGUGACUACAUUGACGUCACUAGUACUGGUGAGUCUUGCUGGAAGGACUCGACUCUGAAGAAGGUCACUUCUGACUCGGCAAAAAGAAGAAUCCCUUUGUCUGUUAGAAAAACAUGUCAAAAUUACAAUGAAGACCCUCAGCGUUCAAGAUGGCAACAAGAGGUUCACAUUGAAGAUUCAGAAGGUAGUUCUGUUAGCAAAACAGUGGGAAGAAUGAGUGCUGAUGUUACCAGCGUACAAGAUAUGGGAUAUGAGUAUGCGCAGAUAGAUGACAAACAAGAAUGUUCAUCUGUGUCUAACCUUGUUAGUGAAAGCUUUGAGACCAAGUUUGUGACGGUUUCUCAUGAAAAUAGUUUGCAAAAGUCGUCGGCCCAGAAGUUUACAGCAGCAGAAAGCUGUGGUGAGGAACAGAUAUAUUCUGCAAGGAUGCAAGACCGUAGAAGUCUUGAUUCCACAGUUACAGAUUCUUGUUCACAAGCUGCCCAUGGGUCUUAUUUUCAGAUGUCAAGUGAAAUGGUUUGUAUCCGCAAACAACUUUCGGAGAUUGAAAACAAACAAUCAAAUUUAAUGGACCUCCUUGAGGUGUUUUCAACUGGCAUAAUGGAUAGCUUGUCUACGUUACAGUCUAAGGUGUUAGGUUUAGAAAUUGCAGUGGAUAGAAUAGCUCAAGAUCUUGUACAUGGCGUGAAAUAUUCGGAUUCAGUGAGCUCAAAACUCAUGAAACAGAACCAGGGUGCAUCUUCGCCCAGGCUCUCCACAUGUACACCCAGGCCAUCUAUAGAUAUUCGCAAUAGACAGCCUUCAAUGUUUUCAGGGAAGAAUGCUGAUAUUUGGGAAGAAAAUGCUAGUAAGAGCAGAUCGAGCAAUUCUACAAAACAGAGUGCAGAGUCAUGGACUAAUACUAUGACUAAGAACAGUAGAAAUUGCACAGCAAUCGACAUUCAGAAAAACAGCAACCGUGGAGCACAGAGCAUGGCUCAGUUCAAAAAAAAUAAUACGGUGUUUGCUUCAGUAUCAAAUGCAAAUGCCAGACAAACCAGUUCAGAAAUAAAGUAUUCCUUGUGGCAACGAGUGAAAGAUUUUCUUUGUAAAGGGGACAUGGAAUCUGCAUAUGUUGAAGCUAUUAGUUCUGGCGAUGAACUUGUUCUAAUGGAGCUUCUCAAUAGAACGGGUCCUGUUCUGGAUAGUCUGUCCCACAAGACUGUUAGCAGUAUUCUCAAUCUUUUUGCAUCAUAUUUCCAGGAGCAAAGAUUUUUGAAUUCCAUAAUCCCUUGGUUGGAUCAGGUGGUGUAUUUGGGCACAAUCCGUGGACCGAAUCAUCUUGUUGUCCCUGCAAAAGUCAGACUGGAGCUCUUAUCUGCAAUCCAGGAAGCAGUGAAAAUGGAACAUUAUAAUCCUGCAGAGAGAAAGUCUAUUACGCAGCUUGCAGUGGAAUUAUAUCGAUUAUGGGGAGAAUGCAACUGAAAAUCAGUCCAUGUGAAGAUGUGGGUUUUGUUGCCUGUCAAUUCAUCCAUCCGUUCUUGAAAUGUUGAAUCUUUCUGCUCUCUCUGAAGGUAGAAUUAGCCAUGUAAAAGAAUGGCUCAUGUUAUGUUGUUAAGAGUAUUUGCUUUAUGUUUCAGUUUUUCAACCUUGCUCUCCAGUAUUAUGUAUCUUGUAGCUUCUUGCCUUGCCUCUUAACUGUUGUUAUUGGGAUGCUAGUAGUCUUGGAAAUGUGACUAUGAAUCACAUAGGAUCAGUAACAAGUACAAUUAUCAUAAUUUCCAUUUUGGUAUAUUCAGGUGGGAGAAAGAAUGCAAGCGUUUUUCAUUAAA
Molecule: messenger RNA, 3024 nt
Organism: Tripterygium wilfordii
Lineage: Eukaryota; Viridiplantae; Streptophyta; Magnoliopsida; Celastrales; Celastraceae
Product: TORTIFOLIA1-like protein 2
Exons: 8
Coding region: 266-2677 (803 amino acids)
Cellular component (GO): microtubule
Molecular function (GO): microtubule binding
Source: RefSeq, a predicted model, not a curated record